CAGGGGGUGGGGCAAAGCUUUAUAUAACUGUAGAGAAGGACAGCAGGGACAUUAAGCACCCUAGUGGAAAAGAGACACUAACAAAUGGAAGACUUCAGUGUACAAUAUGUCAACCUGGAAAUAUCUGAAAACCUGGAGAGACACAGGACAGAGGACUUCAGCAGCUCCAAAGCCCUGGUGGUGCGAAGAGGAGCCCCAUUCAAAGUCAGUGUGCAACUGGAGGGCCGACCCCUCAACCCCAAGACCGACUCUCUGAGGAUCAAAGUCAUGCUAGGCCGCCUCUUUGUGGUAAUGCCUGUCACUUUCUCCAGGAAUGCCUCCUCCUCCCAUUGGAAGGCCUGUAUUGACCCAACGAACCUGGACUUCCAGAGCCCAUCCAUAUUCAUUUCUUCUCCUGCCUCCGCCUCAGUGGGCUGCUACAGAUUUCAGCUGUGUGUGCUCGCUCAGAACAGCUGGAAGACCUGUGCUUUCGGCAAAUUUAUUCUGCUCUGCAAUCCCUGGUGUCGUGAGGACGCAGUGUAUAUUCCCUUUGAGGACCAGAGAGAGGAGUAUGUCCAGAAUGACUCUGGGCUGCUUUUUAUGGGGACACCUAUGAACAUUGUGCCAAGACCAUGGUCCUAUGAUCAGUAUGAGCCUGGUGUUCUGGAGGCGUGCUUGAAUCUGCUCCAAGUCAGCCCUCAGCACCAGAAGAACGCAAGAAUUGACUACCUGAACCGAAACAACCCCGUCUACAUUGGCCGGAUCGUGUCUGCCAUGAUCAACAGUGAAGAUGACCGUGGCGUACUGAAAGGGAACUGGUCAGGCGACUUUAAAGAAGGAGUUAAUCCCUCCAUGUGGACUGGGAGUGGGGACAUCCUGAGACAGUGGGCUCAGUCUGGUUACAGCCCAGUCAAGUAUGGGCAGUGCUGGGUGUUUGCAGCUGUCAUGUGCACAGUCAUGAGGGUUCUUGGCAUUCCUUGCCGCGUCAUCACAAAUUUCAACUCUGCACAUGACACCAAUGGCAACCUGGUGAUUGAGGAGUACUACACUGAAACAGGACAGAAGCUAAACCGCAGCAAGGACAGCAUAUGGAACUUCCAUGUCUGGGUGGAGUGCUGGAUGACUCGCCAGGAUCUGGGAUCUGGAAUGGAUGGCUGGCAGGUCCUGGACCCAACCCCGCAGGAGAGGAGCGGAGGAGUGUACUGCUGCGGCCCAGCACCAGUCAAAGCAAUCAAGGAUCGCUGCAUUGACCUGUUUUACGACAUCCCCUUUGUGUACGCUGAAGUGAACGCCGACGUCCACACAAUCAUAGUGAAUGAGGGUCAGGUGCUCAGCUACAGCAAAGACACCGAGAGAGUGGGAUCCCUCAUCUGCACCAAAGCUGUCGGCUUCCCCAGAUACCAGAACAUCACAGGAGACUACAAAUACAUCAAAAGCCCAACUUCAACACUGACAUCAAGAAGUUCCACAUUGUCAGAGGAUUCAACAUUAAGAAUAGGCUCAUCCAAGGGAUUGGCAGUCUUCCUGUCCUUGGAUAAAGCUCCUGUUGCCGGGGAGCCUAUCUGCUUCAUAGUGAAAGUCAUCAACAAGCAGAGCAUUGCCAAGAUGAUGAAAGUGCAUCUCAACGCCCAGGCUAAAGAGUACAACAGCAGCCCCUCAGAUGCCUUCUGGGAAAACCACGGUGUCAUACAACUGGCACCCAAGGAAGCCAAAGUUAUUCACCAGCAGAUCCUCCCAACCCAGUUUGAGCAUGUGCUGGAAGAAAACCUGAUCAACCUUGCAGUAGUCCUGGAGGACAUUGCCAGUCAUGAGCGGGUCCUGGCCUCGGAGGAGUUCAAUAUCGCCAGCCCACAGCUCACCAUACAGGUUGCAGAUGAAGACUCCAUUGUGCUUUACAAAGAGCAAAUUGCCACAGUGACCUUCACCAACCCAUUUUCAUACCCAGUUAGUGGUGUCCUGACUAUAGCUGGGGCCGGGUUGAUCCAGGACAAGGUUCGCUUCAGGAUGCUCCCACUGCGUCCAGGAGGAAGAGUGAAGCAGAACAUCACCUUCGUCCCCAGUAUGAUGGGAACAAAGAUGCUGCAGGCCAGCCUGGCACUUGCGGACAUCAACUCGACUGUCAGAGGCUUCAAGAUGGUGUUUGUCAACAGAGCUUAGGUCCCAUCUUUGACUUGGCUCAGGGCACAAUACUGACAUUUCUGAAGUCGCUGUUGUUUUGCAUCAGAAAAAACACUUUAUCUUUAUGUUAUUUAAACCAAGUGAAUUGAGAACAUGGCAACCAGGUGGCAGCAUCACUCAGUCAGAUUACUGCCAUCAGGCCCUUGUAUUUUUCUAUUGCUGUGUAUGACAUAAAUGUGAAUAUAAAUAUUAUUUAUUUAUUUCGCUAUUUAUUUUGCUAUUUAUAUGUUUGAGCCGUGAAAGUUAACAUUGCAACUUGAAAAUCCUGCUUGAAAAUCGUUUUUACUUGAAAUGUUGCAGCAAAUGAUUUCAACUGAUUUUUGUGUUUUUUGUUUGUUUUUUUUUAAUUGAAAAAUUAAAUAAAGAAUAUGUGACU
Messenger RNA from Scatophagus argus, 2533 nucleotides. RefSeq names its product transglutaminase 5, like (gene tgm5l). Gene Ontology annotation, molecular function: protein-glutamine gamma-glutamyltransferase activity. The transcript has 14 exons. The coding region runs from base 85 to 2136 and encodes 683 amino acids. The record is from RefSeq and is a predicted model, not a curated record. Gene Ontology annotation, biological process: peptide cross-linking. Lineage: Eukaryota; Metazoa; Chordata; Actinopteri; Scatophagidae.